Molecule: messenger RNA, 1393 nt
Organism: Chaetomium strumarium
Lineage: Eukaryota; Fungi; Ascomycota; Sordariomycetes; Sordariales; Chaetomiaceae
Exons: 1
Coding region: 474-944 (156 amino acids)
Source: RefSeq, a predicted model, not a curated record
GCUAUACUAAUGGGAGAGGUUGUGACGCUGCAGAAAAGGAACGACGCCAAAGACUUACUCUUACUCUAUUGAUCUUCUUUACGUCUUUUGAGGCAGUUGGUGGAAGAUUUGUCCUAUUCCAGAUGCCUGGUGCGGCGCGCGGCGCUCCAGACGUCAUCGACGUCAUGAGAGGCGAUUCGGCGUCCCCAGGAGUGGGAUAUCGCCGCCCCCAGCGCAAGAGGGUGAAAACGACAAGGGCGAUAGAAUCGAUACAGCAACAAAACGAUAUGGACUAGGAGGAAGAAAACAGUAGCGAAAGGAUGUUGAGAAACCACAAAACCCGUACAAUUCGGGCCGCAGCGGCCGAGAGCGUAGGAGAGGGAAUCCAGGACCAGGAGCAACCCGCGGACUGCAACUUCGACAACAAAUUGGAUAUCAUCAAGAAAGAAUUUCAGCUUUAAUUCGAAAAGCUCAGGGAUCAUAUGGUAGAAUAAAUGGCCAGAAUGACGGCCCAAUUGACCGAAGAACUAUCGCAGGCGCAAGAGCAACUUACCCAAGCCCGCCGCAAGCUCGAGGACACUAGACUGCAGCUCCACGCUAUGAACGAGGCUCAGGAGGCCCCCCUAACUCGGCCUACAUACGCAGACGUCGCCCGAUAUACACCUCCUACCAGCGCUCCUAGUCUGGCAUCCUCCGGAAGUCGGACGACGACGCCAGAGCCAGUAUUCUGUACGGUAGACGUGACUAAGGUACUAGAGGAAUAUAUCGAAGAGGCUACACCGGUGGCCUUUCGCAAGCUUAUCGAGAACGAGAUGCAAGUGCCGGGAGACCAACCCAAAUGGCGGUGCCUUGCCGUCACCAGAGACAGAGGAAACAUCAACCGCCUUAGAGUCAUCGGCAGGAACGAAGUGGAAGUAAAGAAAAUCAAGGAUAUCAUUGAAGCGAAGAAGGCGCCGGGUGCAUAGGUUCUACAGGACCAGCUAUACCCAGUCAAAGUUGACAACGUCAACCGUACGGCGGUUCUCGACCCCGAAGGCAAGGUCCUCCCAGGAGCUACGGAAACCCUAGGCCGAGAGAACGAUGUGCAAGUCGCUAAGUUGGCUUGGUUAAGCCAGAGGGAUACUGCAAAAGCGUAUGGAUCGAUGGUGGUAUAUAUCACCAAAGCUGGCGACGCUAAGAGGCUUAUCAAUAAGGGCUUCUUCUACACAAGAGGCGAAUCGGGAUAUAUAGGGGUCUUCGAACAUCGGACACGGCCGGACCAGUGCUAUAACUGCCAGCAGGUCGGCUAUAAAGCUUUUUAGUGUAGGAACCCUUAGGUAUAUAGAAGGUGCACCAACGAGGGCCACCGUUAUAGCGAGUGCUCAGCGGCUAUACCAAAGUACGCCCUGUAUAAAGGACCCCGCAAAUUGUUCAG